Messenger RNA from Eublepharis macularius, 1464 nucleotides. Its product is annotated as vomeronasal type-2 receptor 26-like. Gene Ontology annotation, molecular function: G protein-coupled receptor activity. Gene Ontology annotation, cellular component: membrane. Lineage: Eukaryota; Metazoa; Chordata; Lepidosauria; Squamata; Eublepharidae. The coding region runs from base 1 to 1464 and encodes 487 amino acids. The transcript has 6 exons. Gene Ontology annotation, biological process: G protein-coupled receptor signaling pathway. The record is from RefSeq and is a predicted model, not a curated record.
AUGGUGACAAACAGUCACUGUAUUUGCAGCUCAGCUCCGAAGUUCUACCAGAAUGUUCUGGCCUUGGCCUUUGCCAUCAAUGAGAUCAAUCAGAACCCCAAGCUCUUGCCCAAUGUCACUCUUGGGUUCCUCAUCUACGACAGCUAUUCUGAUGCACGAAUGGCCUACCGUACCACCCUGGACCUGCUCUUCAAAUCAGAUAAGUUUCUCCCCAACUAUAAAUGUAGCAAUCAUAAAACUCUAAUGGGAGUCAUUGGUGGACUUAGCUCUGAUACUUCCUCACACAUGUCAGAGAUCUUAACGCUUUACAAGGUACCACAGAUCAAACCGCAUAGCUAUGAAGGGUAUGGGCAGACAAAAGCCUUCGAUUGUGGAACCCUGGCAGGACAGGUGCCUCCCAUCUCUCGGUGUAAUGACAUCUGCCAUCCUGGUUUCAGUCAGAAAAAAAAAGAGGGAGCAAACUUUUGCUGCUAUGAUUGUGCUCAAUGCCCUAAAGGCAUGAUGUCAGACAAAGACGAUAUGGAUAAAUGUGUCAGUUGUUCAGAAGAUCAAUUUCCAAACAUGAGACAAGAUCAAUGCAUUCCCAAGCUUAUGAAUUUUCUCUCCUUUGAAGAAACUUUGGGACUCAUUUUAGCCUUCUUGGCUCUUUUCCUUUCUCUGACUACAGCUGUGGUGCUCAGAAUCUUUAUCAAGCACCGGGACACUCCAAUCGUCAAAGCCAACAACCGGAGCCUCACCUACAUUCUCCUUGUCUCUCUCCUGCUUUGUUUCCUUUGCUCCUUGAUAUUCAUCGGACGUCCUAACAAGCUGACCUGCCUCCUCCGACAAACUGCUUUUGGCAUCAUCUUCUCUGUCGCUGUUUCUUCCGUGUUAGCAAAAACUGUAACAGUGGUUGUAGUUUUCAUGGCUUCCAAACCAGGAAACAUUUUCCGGAAAUGGGUGGGGAAAAGGUUGGCACAUUCCAUUAUCGUUUCCUGCUCCCUUGUUCAAUUGGGUAUUUGUGUUGUUUGGCUCGGUAUAUCUCCUCCAUUCCCAGAUUUGAACACACGGUCAUUUUAUGGAGAAAUCAUAGUGCAAUGUAAUGAAGGGUCGGUUACCAUGUUUUACUGUGUCUUGGGCUAUAUGGGAUUCCUUGCUAUUGUCAGCUUCACUGUAGCUUUUCUAGCCAGGAAACUGCCUGACAGUUUUAAUGAAGCCAAGUUCAUCACCUUCAGCAUGUUGGUCUUUUGCAGUGUUUGGCUGUCCUUUGUUCCUACCUACCUGAGCACAAGAGGGAAAGAUAUGGUGGCUGUGGAGAUUUUCUCCAUCUUGUCCUCCAGUGCUGGGUUACUGGCUUGUAUAUUUUCCCCCAAAUGCUAUAUUAUUUUGUUGAAACCAGACUUGAACAAGAGAGAGCAGGUCUCUAAUAUUGUUACAGAAUGUACCUUUGUAACUAUGAAGAGUGAUUCAGCUCAACCAGCAUGA